This is a messenger RNA of Macrosiphum euphorbiae (potato aphid), 1137 nucleotides long. The record is from the annotation of a GenBank genome assembly. Lineage: Eukaryota; Metazoa; Arthropoda; Insecta; Hemiptera; Aphididae.
AUGAAUUCCGGUCUAUUCUUAUUCGCAGCAGCGGUCGUCGCGGUCGUUAGUGGAAGCGCCGUGUACCCAAUCCCAGUGCACCACGCACCGGCCACCACCCAAUACCACUCCCAAGAUGAAUUGGGCCAGUACGCGUACGGUUACUCCGGUGGCCCGUCGUCCAAGCACGAACAGCGCACCGCGGACGGCGUGACCAGCGGCGGUUACUCGUACGUUGACGCCAACGGCCUGGUCCAGUCCCUGGCCUACGUGUCCGACCCGGUCAACGGUUUCCGUGUGAGCGGAACCAAUCUGCCCGCAGACUCCAACACCGCCCAUCACGCCGCUUUGCCGGUCGUCCAUCAAGCCGCAGUGCCGGCCGUCCAUCAAGCCGCAGUCCCAUCACCAUACUACUUGGCCGCCGCCCCAGCACCACUCCCAGUCGCCACUUCCUACUCCAGCGUCGUGCACCACGCAGCCGCCGAGCCGAUCGUCGUCAAGAGCCCGUCGUACUACGUGCCCGCCGCUCACCCACUGAUCAAGCUCGCCCAGCCACUCACCCCAGCCAGCACUUCCAACGUCCACUACCCAGAGCACGCCGUCCUCCUGGCCGCCCGUAAGAAGCGUAGCGCUGGACUCUACCCCACACUGGUUUCCGGUUACUCCGCCGCCCCCGCUCACAUCGUCACCGUCAAGCACACCGAAUUCGCCGCUCCACCAGCGCCAAUCGUCCACCACUUGGCCGCCCCAUCCCCGUACUACCUGGCCGCUGCCCCAGCACCGGUCGCCACUUCCUACACCAGCGUAACCCGACACCACGAACCAGCAGUCGCUCCAGUGCUCGCUUACGCCGCCCCAGCCCCACAGGUCUACGCCGCACCUGCCCCACACGCAGUCUACGCCGCACCGGCACUCGCCCCGACCGUAGCAGUAGCCCCGGCCAAGAGCCAGUUCCACGCACAAGACGAACACGGCCAGUACACUUACGGUUACACCGACGGUGCAUCCGCCAAGACCGAGACCCGUUACGCCGACGGCGAGACCAGAGGAAGCUACUCGUACGUGGACCCUCACGGUGAAGUCCAGGCUGUCCACUACUCCGCCGGCGCUGAAGGUUUCAAAGCCGCAGGAACCACCAUUCCUGUCCACCACGUCUAA